Messenger RNA from Acanthopagrus latus (yellowfin seabream), 772 nucleotides. RefSeq lists its product as uncharacterized. The record is from RefSeq and is a predicted model, not a curated record. The coding region runs from base 66 to 695 and encodes 209 amino acids. The transcript is spliced from 3 exons. NCBI's taxonomy places the organism in Eukaryota, Metazoa, Chordata, Actinopteri, Spariformes, Sparidae.
AGAUGGAUGAUGACCUCUAGACUUUCCUGCAGCAACACCUGGUUGCAGAGGAAACCACUGAUAAGAUGGAAAUAGACAAGAUGCACCCUUCUAUAAUGGAGGAAGGUGACAGGCUGAAGUGCACAACUGUGUCACCAUCUGUGUUUGCUUGCCCUGUCUGCCCCAAAUUCACAACUAAAAGUGAAAGUGUCGUCCAGAGGCACUUGCUGAAUCAUGUGGCAAAUGCAGUGCAUUUCAAGGAAAAGAUCAUCUGCAGAUGCAAUCUGCCCUGCAGAGAUGGAGGCCAUUUUCACUGUCCAUUCUGUGGAACUACAAUAAUCCGGAAAGACACCAUUAUGCCCCUUCUUAUACAGUGCAAAAAUAAAUGUGAUAUGGCCCAGCUCACCUUGGCUCCACCUUCUCAACCGCCCUCACCAGAGACCCACCUUACUGUGUUAUCAUCAUUGAGUGUUCCAUACACACUCCCACCUUCUGUGUCAGUCGUCUGUGUCAAAAUUGACCAUUCCUACACACAAACAGCAUCCCCGAAGAACCCAGAUCUAUCUCAGUCAACCCCAGCUCCAACCUCAGAGGACCCCACCGCUCCAAAGGAAGAAGUAACACAGGAUGUGCCACCAACCCAUGUGAGGUGCCCGCACUGCCCAUUGGUUUUGUACAAGAGGAAUUUGUUUUUACAUAUCCAAAUGAGUGAGUGAGUGAGUGAGUGAGUGAAGCCCCCUACCACCACCACCACACAAACAUAACAUUCAAAUUUGUAUUCAUAAUGUUGAUA